Molecule: messenger RNA, 1915 nt
Organism: Bemisia tabaci
Lineage: Eukaryota; Metazoa; Arthropoda; Insecta; Hemiptera; Aleyrodidae
Source: RefSeq, a predicted model, not a curated record
GGUAUGUUCUGUGCGCUUCAUACCCCUCGGAUAGGCUCCUGGAGCACCUACUUCUAAUUUUGUGCGGAUCGGCCAACCAAUCGUUUGAGUCUUCUCAGAGUUCGAACUGUGCAGUGAAAAAGAAAACAGUGAUUAUUUGUAGUUGCGCAUAAUGGACCUCUUUGAUCUUUUACCCAUCUCAAUUGAUUCGCAUAUCCUCCUGCUGAGCAUUAUUGCCCUCAUUCUAUAUUACAUCUAUUCCAAGCAUAACUAUUGGAAAAAUCGCGGUGUGGCUUGUGGGUCAACCCUAAGACUCUGGCUACAAUUGUUCGGAAUCCUCAUCGGUAAAAUACCAUUCUGGGAAUGGGCUCGCGAUCAGUACAACGCCCUACCCCAGCACAAAUUUUGCGGUACUUUCACCUACGGGAGGCCUACGUUGUUGAUCCGGGACCCGGAAUUGAUAAAGGUGUGUCUCGUCAAAAGCUUCUCCAGCCUCCACGAUCGCUGCUCCGAGCCGGAUCCCGUCUAUGAUCAGCUCUCCAGCAACCUUUUCCAGAUGGUCGGCGAGAAAUGGCACCAGGUCCGCCAGAAGGUGGCACCUGCCUUCAGCCCUCUGAAACUGAGAAUCAUGUACCAGACGCUGAAGGAAUGCGCCCGAGAGCUGGACCUCUACAUGCAGUCGAUGUGCGCGGAGACAGGCGAAACGGAAAUUUGCGUCAAGUACCUGAUGACCAACUACACCAUGGACGUUAUCGGUGCUUGCGCUAUGGGCAUCAAAUGCAACGCAAUCCAGGACCCGGAAUGCCAGUUCAAGAAAAUCGUCGAUCAAAUGAUGUGUUACGACCUGAGACGAAACGUCUAUUUCUUACUCGAAAUAAUCUCGCCGAAAUUGCCGAGGCUCCUCAGAUUCAAGGCCAUUCACAAGGAGGUGGAGGAGUUUUUUCGAUCGGUCGUCAGGGACACGAUGGAAAUGAAAAAGCGGGACGCCAACCGCGCGUCUGCCCGCAAGGACUUCCUUCAGAUUUUGAUGAAUCUUCGGGAUUGCGAGCAGGCAGCAACCGCAGAAUGUAGCACGGGAGCUCUUGAGGCCGAUGGAGCACUCUUCUGUGAGGAUAUCCUUGUCGGGAUGAUGAGUGUGUUUCUCUCCGCGGGAUUCGAACCCGUCGCUUGCACGGUAACAUUUUGUCUGUAUGAACUAGCCCGUCAUCCUGAGAUCCAACAGAAACUCCACGAAGAAAUCAAACUUGUAACAGGAGGCAACAUUGCCGAUAUAAAUUAUGAUGACCUUAGAAAACUUUCAUACAUGGAGCAGGUCAUUGAUGAAACACUCAGGAAGUACCCAGUGUUUCCAUGCAUCGAGCGGAUUUGCAACGAACGCUUCAUACUGCCGGAGACAAGUCUUGUGAUUGAGGAAGGGACCAUCUUCUUUGUCCCAACGAUCAGCCUUCAUCAUGACCCUAGGUUCUUUCCUAAUCCAGAUGAAUUCGAUCCAAAUCGGUUUGCGGAACAGAAUAUUGAUAAAAUUAUCCCCGGCUCGUACUUACCAUUCGGCGACGGACCAAGAUGCUGCAUUGCCAGUCGCAUGGCUAUCAUGAUGAUCAAAACAAUGCUGACUACCAUGAUACUGAGUUACAACAUUUCUCCCUGCGCUCUGACACCAGAACGGAUAGAAUUCGAUCGCUCCCGCUACGCACUAAGUCCACCGAAAGCUGGUUUGAUGCUUAGGAUUCAGAAAAGGAAAUCAUAAUUUUUUAAGAAACUCAUAAUAUUAUAGGAUUAUUUUUCGAGAGCACUUGAAUCCACCACCUAAUUUCAGCCUUUUUUGACACUUUCUGUAUUGUUAAAUCUGCCCCUUUCGAAAAAGUUGAGAGCUGUUUGCUAUUUCAAAGAUAAAGAUGAUUCACUUUAAAAAUGUUUUACCAACUGAAGUAAAAAA